UUUUUGCUUAUACCGGAAUGACAAUUUGCCUACCACUGUAAAAUAUAUUUUUAGGUGCUGUUUAAUCUGGUUUCAUCGUUUGUGUUACGUGUUAGUUCGGUCGUACAUAAUUGCUGAAAACUUGCGAGAACUUAUAAUUCUAAGUGACCUCAUUAUGGAGAAAGUGGACGCCGAAAAGGAUAAGCUCAGACUCGAGGCAGCGCGCUUGACAGAAAAGUAUUUCAGUGAUGAACUAAAUUUACCGAAAAAAAAGAAUCUUCCGGUGGUGAGGUCCUGGUCAACAAUAUUACAAAGUAUAAAUAAUAAACCUGUGACGAUCGUUAUUGGGACGACAGGUUGCGGCAAAACUACGCAGGUUCCACAACUAAUGCUGGAGGAGAAGCUCUUCAGGCAAGGUCAGUUUUGUCGUAUCGCCGUGACACAACCACGAAGAAUUGCUGCCAUCAGUGUAGCCGAGACUGUAUGCAGGGAACGUCACUGGAAAUGUGGGACGAUCUGUGGAUAUCAGGUGGGGAUGGACCGCUUCAUUUCGGAGGAUAGCUGCAUCCAAUAUAUGACAACAAAUGUCCUCGUAGAGAAGAUUAUUCAUAAAGGGAAUCUCGAGACAUUCACACAUAUCAUCGUUGAUGAAAUCCACGAGCGUCACCAGGAUCUUGACUGCUUACUGUACCUUCUGAAAUCACUCUCAGAUAAAAUGGAGAACGAAGGCAAAGUGGUGCCGAAGUUGAUUCUGAUGUCGGCCACUGCAGAGUGGACUAUUUACGCCAAUUACUUCAAUCUCUCGCGCGUCGACGUCGUUCACGUCUCAGGUGAAGUGCACAGAGUGCAAAAAAUAUAUUUGGAUGACCUUCCGCCUAAACUCAGCCAGGAAUUGCGGCCGCUGAUAGUAGUUGAUAAACUUCGCAAUGAAUCGGGCGAUUCGUCAAAGGAAUAUAUUAAGCCAGGUGCAAGUCGCGCCCAAUUUAGGGCGGUAACCCAAUUAAUAUCCUCAUUGAACGCUAGUGAGGAUGCUGAAGGAACAUCGAACAGAGGUGCAGUACUAAUAUUCCUGCCGGGUGUAUCGGACAUCAAAGCUAUGAUCAAAUGCUUUGAUGAAACAAGGGAGAACAGACUAUUGUUGCUAAUUGCUCUUCACAGCAAGGCACCUCUCGAUAAUCAGAACCGAAUAUUUCAGGAAGCACCAGCUGGCAAACGUAAGGUAAUUGUGGCCACAAAUAUUGCUGAAAGUUCAAUCACUGUGCCGGAUAUUCGUUACGUAAUAGAUUUUUGUCUAACGAAAAAUCAGGUUGUUGACCGAAAUUCCGGCUUUGCCUCCUAUCAAGUAGAAUUCUGCUCCCGUGCGAGCUGUGAUCAACGCGCUGGCCGGGCUGGUCGAGUCCAAAACGGUGUGGUAUAUCGUCUUCUUUCUCGGCACGAUUACGAAAUGUUACCCGAGUUCUCCGAACCAGAGAUUCUUCGCAGUCCUGUUGAUAUCACAGUUCUGAAGAUAAAGAAAUUUGGUUUGAAUAAACCAAAACAGGUUUUGGCAGGUUUCAUUAGUCCACCGAGAAGUGAGGAUGUCGGGCGGGCAAUUAUUAAGCUCAAAGAAGUGCAGGCGCUUCAAUUGGAACACGAGGGGAAGGUUGAUCUGGACGAUGGCGACUUAACCAUUAUGGGAAGAGUUAUGGCAAGUUUACCGUUAGACGUACGGUUAUCUAAACUUAUUCUUAUGGGUUUUGCUUUUGAUUGCUUCGAAGAAUGUGUGAAGAUGGCAGCCUGUAUGAGCGUGGAUGAUUUGCUAACACCGGUGGAUGACCCAAUGGAAAGGUAUAAGGGUAAGCUAGACUGGGCCGAGGGUCACUAUUCUGAUCCCCUGUUGUUGUUGAACGUGUUCGAUGAGUAUCUUACAUAUAAAGAAUCGUCAGGUCCAGCAUUUGGUACCUAUGCGUCCAAGGAAUGGGCCAGAAAAAGAGGUCUAGAAGCGCGUCGAUUAGCUGAAGCAUUUGCUCUCUAUGAAGAACUUAAGGAACGUCUACUGCGAAUAGGAUUUUCGAAGCCACAGGGACCUAACCGAAAACCACGAGAAUCAUCGACGCAUAACUUCUUAAUAAUGACUGCACUAUGCGGAGCUUUCUAUCCUCAUUACUACGUUCAAAAGGACAUCGACAGCGAUAAGGUUCUCUCUGAAGUAGGUUUUAAUAAUCCAUCAACGACAAUGGUUAUCAGAAACAUGGCACCUGAAUACGGGCAGCUGUAUUGCCAGGCAAUACGCAUAAGGCUACAAGAUUGCCUUAAUGACGAUGAAGUUGAAUUCCAUUUCAAGGGUUCGGAUGUCUAUUUAUUAUUCAAGAACCAUGAUAUUAAUCAAGUACCCCGUAGCAUGUAUUUGUGUCAAAAAUAUUAUCUACUACACAGAAGAUUAGAGUUGCCACGAAUUCACGAACCGGAGGCAAAACGCCUCCUAAAUCAAGUUGGGAGACCAAUGGAUGACAAAUCGGGUCAAUCUAAUGACGUAGGGGUAGUCGUUGUGUCUCGAGAGGUAGAACAGCUACCGAGGUUACAAAAGGCUUCGUGGCCUUUAAAAAGCCAUUUCAAAGGGACAAUAUCAUGGUGGAAUGAAGAAAACGCUUUUCAAGGAUAUCUUCAACUAGAAGAACGCAUGAAGCAGCUCAAAGAUAUAGUAACAGAGAUUCAUAAUGAGUUUGGCACGAGAAAAGCCUCACCCACCGUUGUAACUAAACCCCAAGUAGGAAUGAUUGUGUUAGCUGCUUAUCAAGGUAUCUUGUUUCGGAGUCGAAUCGUUACUAUUUCUUCAGACGGAAUCACCGUAUUUUUUAUUGACUACGGUAAUACAUCAAAGGUGGGGAUAAACCAAGUGUACGUACUGCCGCUAUCGAUGCUUCUAUGCAGCCAUGAAGCACCAUUCGCUUAUGAAUUUCAGUUAGCGAACGUUCAUUCGCUCGAUGGAAAGCCAGUAAAACCUACGGGAUUUCAAAAGCUACUGAUCAAUAAGCCGUGUCGUGUCGAACUUUACUCAAUAGUAGACAAUGUAUUCCGUGUUGACAUUUUCGUUGAGAGCGAUGAAGAAAUUCAUAUUAACGAACAACUACGCUACGAUCGAAUUGCUGUUUUUCUUGACGAACCUCAGAUUUCGUCCCAGAUCCAUGAACUCGAAGACCAUGGCGUAAAUUUUGCUAACUCGGACUGCUGUGUUAUAAAAGGCGAAGUUUACACAGAUCCAAAUCAAUGCAGUUCUGACAUUGAGAUUAUUGGAUCUCCUUGCUCCCCCCUUGCUAAAUCUUGCAGUCUUGAUACACUUAAAAGAAAUCAUCACGUUAAAGAUAUAUACGUCAAUGAACAGAGUGUCAAUCAAGUGAUGUUUGGCGAAAUUGGUGUACAACGACGUUUUAUUGUUGCUCACAGUGAACGGCUGUCUAGUGAUAAACGUCUCCAACUUCUUAGGACAACAUUGAUGCCGAAGCUAAAUAUGAUGCUGCCGUUUGUAGCACUUGUGUUCUCACCUAGAGCGGAAUACCGCUGCAGUGAUAACCAAACAGCGUAUAUUCGGGCUAUUUGUGGCCUUGGGGCGGUAGAGAACGAAGAUGGAAUCGUGGAGUCUGUUUGUCCUGAGAGCGACAUUGAUGUGCCCUUCUCGCACGAACUCGGUCGUACCGAUGUCAAAAUUAUUAAUCGCAUACGCAGUCUGCUUAACGAGGCAUUCUGUGGAAACAACCAGUUUCUUGAAUGGUCUUCACUGCCUAUUCUUCGCAUACAGGAUAAACUAGUCCAAGAAAUAUUAAAAUUCAUCAACAACAAGAAUAGACAAUGUCUAACUCCAGAUCUUAAGAAUGAACCAGAAUAUCGGUUCCAAUGGAGCAAGGCUUUCAAAAGAUACGAUGCGCAGGAUCACUCUAGUCGACGACAAGCAUUGUUCCGACCUCACUGCGCAGUUCCGAUAAGAACCAAACAGAUGUUUGAGUUGCUUACACAGACACAUGAUUUCAUGGAAGCAGCAAAAGGGGUCGAUCAAAUACAAAUCCUGAUGUGCCCUAUAUGUAUAAAGGUUUUCGGAAACCGCCGUGAUGCUCGUGAGCACAUGGCAAAGGAAGAACAUCGCAUUCAGUAUAAGAAGCUUAGAGGAAAGUCUGACUUCGAUGAAGAGUUAGGUGGGAAGGAAUCUACUCGUUUGGUGGUAGAAAAGGAGUCCGCGUCCGAAUAAAACUGAAGGAGAAAGCUGCUAUAAAGCAUAAGAUAUCACCUAUAAUAAAUAAUCCAAACAGUAAAAUUUUCACGAAGGGAAACGUCAGUGACGCAUUGCUACAGUGAGCAGGCGUUCAAAGGUGCCAGGGCCGUUGGAGGAGGAGGCCGUUGUAGCGCGCUGUCGUUAGGGAGGUAAUUAACCGAGAGAUGUUGUAACAUCAAACGUCAGACUCAAUGCCAUUCACGCACACGGCGUUGUGAGAGACGCAGCUACUAGCAAACACGUGAAUGAUAAAUAUAUAUGUACAGACGAGCAGCCACUCCCAACGUGAAAUAAUGCAUUCAUCGCGGCUCGAUUUUGAAACCUCAAGUGACAGUUCGUAUUUCCUAGGUUUACUAUAGGCAUAUAAUACAUUUUUGCCAUUUCAUCAUUGCUGUGCUACAAUGACUGGUAACAUAGAAUGCAACGUUAUGCAUCAGAUUAAUCAAUGGUGUUGGCGAUGACGCAAGGUGGUAUUAAGACCAUGGAAGUGUUCGCGAAGUGCGUCCGAGGCGUUUUUCAGUUCUUGUCCAACGGAGGACGCAAAAUAACGAAACAAAGAUUGAAACUGCGAGCAGGCUGAGGUCAGAAAGAUGGGGGAAUGCAAGGAAACAUGCCUUCUUAACUUUCUCAGCGUACUUUCUCUCUUAAUGCUUACGGAUUUGUACAUAUGGCAUAGCAAAAUGUGUCCUCUCGAUUAUUCUAGAAAAAGCGGUAUUAAGAAAUUUUGGUAUGAAACGGUCGAAAACCGUUUCGAGAUUCGGUUCACCCAUUUCCUCUAGUUAAAGUUGGUAUUUCGGCGUAAAAAGGCUAAAACCGAAUGCAGAAGUUUUUUAGUUUGAAUGACACUGAGAUUAAAAUUUUUCACGUGGAAUUCUAUAUACGGGAAGUAAUCUUAGGUACCAAAGCAAACGAUGAGCUGAAUCGGAGCACAAUACAUGUUCAUACACCUAAAUUUCAGUUUUUGGGUUGACAAUGUCAUUUGAAAGGUAAAAACUUCGUAUGGCGUUAUAUGUAAGGAUUUAUUUUGACGUCAGUCGAUAGAUCUAGACGAGAGUCGAUAGACCUGUAUCAAAAAUUUACAUUGUUCAGUGAAAAGUGCAAAAACUCUAUUGGUUGUGCUGGUUUGCAUAUCUAACGGUGGGGCGAAAAUGCGUUUCGGGUCGUUCCUUGACCGAAUUCCUAACAAAUAACAAUCGGAUAGCUUAAGCGGCGAAUUUAGAAAAUUUAUUUUCGUAGAAAUUUUCUUGUUUCAAUUUUUGGAAAGUGUCAAACGGAUAUAUGUAAAUUUUUAUAAACAAGAAAAAUUUUAAAAAGUGAAAAUGUGCUUAAGCCUUCGUAACGCCUUAGAGUCAAUACAUCAAUCGAAACAUAUUCUAGGUUAGCGUAUACAGCUACCUAUUGUCAAAAAAGCAAAAACAAAAACCCUUGUAGUAUCUUGGUGGUGGUUUGAUAAUCAAUGUAUAAAACAAAAGGUAUUCGUAGGAUUAAAUAUAUAUCCACAUUAUGACUUGAUUAACGAAUUUCAAAACGAAUCUGUAACUACUAAUAAAAAACGAUUAGAAGCAUUUAUGGUUUGGUGAGAAGAACAGAGUGAAUCUUAAUUUUAUGUCUAUGUUAUUAUUUUCUAUAGAAAAAUCCGUAAGCCUCGGUGAUGUCCCAGGAAUGAAAUCAAUAGAUUAAUCUAAUAACAUCUCGUACAAGUCGGCUAAAUUUAGUACGUUUCUCAGAGGUCGGCCAACCCUAUUCACGUACGUUCCGGAAGCAGAGUAAAUUAGCUGACACUAAAAAAACCUGUAAUCACUGAAUUGUAUCGAAAGGCAACAUAUCACAAGGAAGAUUUUUGGUUGAGAGUUGGUUGAGCCUUGACGAACACACAACAAACUACGAAAGUGACUACAGACAAGAAAAUUAUUAAUGUUAACUCGCCCUUUAGCUUAGAUAUCACCUAAAUCGGAUUAGUUGGAGCAGUCAACACAAAACAGGCGCGGGCUAAAGCCUGCGAGCCCUUCCAAUCUAUCUGUAUACAUUUACACACGUGCCUUUUUGGUUGUCUAUCUGACCCAAACCAACCUAUUAAAAUCGUGGGUUUGGACUGAUCUGGUGCAUCACUGGAGUACGAUCAUGGGUACAGCUGCGUGUAAGAAGAGCUGAUUAGACGAAUAAUUUUCUGCGGAGGUGCUUGUUUUAUUCAUCCUAUAGAGCUUAAUCCUAGUGUGGGCAAGUUAAUAGUUUUUGCGAUAUAAACCUUCGCAAAAUGGUUUUUUACAUUUUUUUGCAGGAAUUGUUAUAGAUGUCUACGAGAAAGGCGGUGUUUUGAGGGAAUUUUUGUUGAAAGUAAAUUUUUUACUAUACGAGUAGUAGCUGGAUGCCUGUGUAGAAUGUCUAAUUCUUGAUACUAAAAAGAAUAUUUUACCUUAUACCCGGAUCUCUUUCAUGUUGAAAAUGCGCCGAGAGGUGACAACUUAACAUGGAGUUCCAUGAAAGGGGGCUUCCUUGAGGCCAAUCGAUAAAUGUUAAUGAACUAAAUAAAAAUGCAGUACACGUUUCCAUACCUAAAAUUGAUGUUUUGGCGUGCAGACGGU
Varroa destructor (honeybee mite) is the source of this 6804-nucleotide messenger RNA. RefSeq names its product tudor domain containing 9 protein spindle E (gene spn-E). Gene Ontology annotation, molecular function: ATP binding; RNA binding; helicase activity. Lineage: Eukaryota; Metazoa; Arthropoda; Arachnida; Mesostigmata; Varroidae. The record is from RefSeq and is a predicted model, not a curated record. Gene Ontology annotation, cellular component: intracellular anatomical structure.